UUUUAAAGUAAAUAUGGGAAUUCAUGGUCUUUGGCCUUUGUUGAAAGUGACUUCCACUCCGAUAACUCUUGAGGAAUUAGAAGGAAAACGUCUUGCAAUAGAUAUUUCAUUAUGGAUUCAUCAAGCUCAAUGCUUUGACAUUGAUAAACAAUCUAGCAAACCACACUUGACUAUUUUAAUAAAUCGGAUUGCAAAACUAUUAUUUUAUAAAAUCAGGCCUGUUUUCGUAUUUGAUGGAGAUAAUUUACCUAGAUUCAAGAAGCAAAUUUUGCGUGACCGCAUGUUGAAAUCUCAUUUGCAAGAAUUUAAUAUAAAUAGGGGGCAGAAACGAAUUUUUGAGCGUGUGGCAAAUGGCCAGUUAAAUUCAGACAAAGCUGAAAAUGUUCCAAUUAAAAAUCAUAAAAUUGGGAAUCGUGGAAACACAACAACACCUGACUAUUGCAAUAUUCCUUCAACAUCCAACUUCAAUUCACUCUCGAAUGAUUCGGAUAGUGAUAUCUCUUCUGACAAUUUUGUUAAUGAUAGCGGGAUUUACAGUUCAAAAAUUGAUGCACAAAUUUCUAGAUUGGAAGAGCAUCGCGAACAAGAACGUAAUACUCUAUUAAAACAAUCGGAUAUUCCAGAUGAUGCAAAACAAUUUAGUAAUUUUCAAUUACAACGUCUUUUACAAAGAAAUCAAACUAAUUCUGAUCUAAAAAAAUUAAAAGAGGAAAGAGUGCGCAACAUUGUUGAUAUUUCUCAAAAUGAUUAUAAUGGGAUUAAAGUUAUUAUAGCUGAUAAAUUUCAACAAGUACAUGUUUUGCCGCCUACCGAUGGAUUUGAGGACAAUAUUUUAAAAUCUACAUUUUAUGAAAAUUCUGAUACUGGACAUAAAUGCGGAGUUACCUCACAAUCAGCUUCAAUAAGUAGUGACAAUAACUCUGAUGAUUUUAUUGAUGUUUCCGAUCCAGAAUCAGGCCCGUAG
Molecule: messenger RNA, 964 nt
Organism: Meloidogyne enterolobii
Lineage: Eukaryota; Metazoa; Nematoda; Chromadorea; Rhabditida; Meloidogynidae
Source: the annotation of a GenBank genome assembly